This is a messenger RNA of Megalops cyprinoides (Indo-Pacific tarpon), 2155 nucleotides long. RefSeq names its product inositol 1,4,5-trisphosphate receptor-interacting protein-like 2. Lineage: Eukaryota; Metazoa; Chordata; Actinopteri; Elopiformes; Megalopidae. The record is from RefSeq and is a predicted model, not a curated record. The transcript has 2 exons. Bases 300 to 1790 code for a protein of 496 amino acids.
CUAUACGCUCAGCUCUGAAAACUAUCGACAUCAACGCUGAACUUUCAGACAGCGGAUAGAGAGAGACAUCAUAGCUUCAAAAAGUCUGACUACAGAAGUGGAACUUUUUACAGCAGUCUCUUUUCUUCAUCUACUCUGGAGAGGGAAAAGGGAGUGCAAGUGUGUUCCAGCUGUGGCGGAGGAGUAAGGAUCCAGAGAGGCUGAGCUUCAGGGGCUGUUUGAGGCUGAGUCACCAUGGGCUAGCCCACGUUGCUGCCGCGCUGUCCGGGCCUAGAUGAGGGGAGCCAAGGAGAGCCAGCAUGACCGUGUACACCCUGAACCUCAGGGUGUUCUGGCCGCUGGUUUUCUGUGUGUUCACAGCCUUCCUGGUGCUGCAACACUCCUUCCGAAGGGGCCCCAACCCUGGGUCUGAUGGAUGUCCUGACCAGACCCUGGGGAUUCUCUCAUUGAUCAAGUUUGCCUUUGCUUUCGGUCUCUGCUACUUCCUCAUCAGGUACUGCUCGUCUCAACAAAGCAAGACCAAGAGGGGCACCCAUGAGGCCCCUGAGGCUCCCGUCAGAGCAGGCUCCUCCAGGAAGGAGCUUCUGGAAGACUACUAUGAGAGGCAGGUGCGCCUGUCACCCCAUGUUCUUGGACACAGCAAGGCACAUGUGGCUAAGCUGGUAAGCGAGCUGGUGAGGGCGGGACGUGCCGAGAUCCCACCAGAGUCCUCUUUGGGUCUUCGCGGAGACUUCGUGCAGAUCGGCAGCGCCUACGAGGAGCACAAGGUGGGCCGUCCCGACUGCUUCGACAUCCUGGUCCCUCUACGGCUCCCCCGCGGCCUGAAGAUGGAGCCCAGCGGCCGUGCCAGAGACAGUGGUGGCCCGCCACUCUGCAUCCUGGAGACUCCUCGCAAGUCAGAGUGGGCGAGGCAGCACAAGGCCUUCACCGAGGCCUUCCUGAGCACCGACAGGGCGGGCGGCGCCUACAGGCUGACCCCAGCGGCGGUGCUGCGCUGGUUCUACCCCACAGUGCAGCGCUGCCUCUCCGCCGUGCGCUACCCCUUUGAGCAGCGCUGCUUGCUGGGCCUGUCGCUGAGCGACGACCGUAUACUGCUGCGCCUCACGCCACGCUCUGACUACGUCUGCUGCCACAUCUCCAUGGGUGUGCGGCUCAUCCCCGCCGUGCCCCUGGGGGACGGCGUGUUUCUGGUGCCGGCGGCGAGGGGGCCCCAGCAAGAGGACCUGUGGACAGUGUACUUCCCCCGGCAGGAGCAGAAACUGCUGAGCUGGCUGAAGGGCAGGGUGCCGUCCGGCUCCUGUCAUCUGAAGUGCCUGCAGAUUGUGAAGGCCGUGCGGGACCUGAGCGGGCAGGCCCUGGAUAGCCGCGGAGGGGCAGAGUGGAGAGCCAUACUGUCCUCCUAUUACCUGAAGACGGCAUGGCUGAGACUCCUGCUGAGCACACCCCCGGAGGCCUGGGAAGACCGUUAUCUCCUGGACAGGCUGGAGGACCUGCUGAGGACCUUAAAGGACAGCCUGCAGCGCCGUAGCUUGGGCCACCUCUUCCUGGGAGGUGACACCGGGCUGCUGCCUGAAUUUCUUGCCUUGCCAAAGCCUUUCAAGGACACAGCUUCGUCCAACCUCUUGGCCAACUUCAACCCGGCCUCUCUGGACCUGGUGUCUGCCCGGCUGGCCUACUCCUGGACGCAUCUGCACAGGCUGAUUCGCCUCGGUUGUCCCCAGAGGGACAGUCUGGCGAGGGGGGUGCGCUGCAAGCACAUGGAUACAGAUAUUACAGACUCCGGGGCUUGAAACCCAUGGAAACUCUCAGUGACCAUGGUAAGACUGUCUGAAUUUCCUCAUCAUGUGAUGGGAAAGAACACCCAGUUCAGAGAUGGUUAGAGCUGUUUGUUGUGAGUCAUAGCCAGCAGUUGUGUGGUAGCUGUUUUCACAAUCUCAAAUGUAUGGCAGACACAGACCUGCAGUACCUGAAGGGACACAUGCAAGAGCCUUCUUGGAAAGAAAUGAUGCAACUGGAACUUGGUUGCGAAAGAUAAUGUAACAUCUUCUUCUGUGUGGCCCAUGGAAUUUGGGCCCUCUUUGUCUGAGACAAGGGGAGCAGGUCAAAGCUAUUACAUAUGAUUUGUAACCAGAACUAAAUAGGCCACGAGCACACU